GGCAUCAAGUGGCAUAGACGGAAAUAUUUUUUUAGGAAUGUUUCCUGGAAGGCAAACGGGGGGUAGUAGACUCGGUAACACUCGGUAAACACUCGAUAAACAAUUAUUUUAUUCGUGGUGGUGUGUGGCGGUGUACGUAUUGUGAAACAAAGCAAGAGGUGAUUUGAAUAAUAUCAAAAUAUUAAAAAAAAAAGAGUUAUUACAAGCAGUCAUCAUGUCCAUUGUAAGAGUUUUAAGACAUAACAAUACAUUAACCACAUUGUCAUCCGUGCCAUCGCACGUUUUUAAGAAUUUAAGAUUUUUAUCAUCGUAUACGAAGUUUUCGGAACAUAAACCAUUGGAGAAAAUUCGAAAUAUCGGUAUUUCCGCCCAUAUUGAUUCUGGAAAAACUACGUUGACAGAACGUAUAUUAUUUUAUACAGGAAGAAUCUCUCAAAUGCACGAGGUGAGAGGUAAAGACAAUGUUGGAGCAACAAUGGACAGUAUGGAAUUAGAAAGACAAAGAGGCAUUACCAUUCAAUCAGCAGCAACAUACACAUUAUGGAAGAAUCACAACAUUAAUAUCAUCGAUACCCCAGGCCAUGUGGAUUUCACAGUUGAAGUAGAAAGAGCUCUGCGUGUUUUAGAUGGAGCUAUACUUGUAUUGUGUGGAGUUGGUGGUGUUCAAUCCCAAACAAUGACUGUAAAUAGACAAAUGAAAAGGUACAAUGUACCUUGCCUAGCAUUUAUCAAUAAACUAGAUAGGAUGGGUGCAAAUCACAAAAGAGUCUUAGAACUUCUACGUACCAAACUGCACCAUAAUGCUGCAUUUCUACAAUUACCUAUUGGUUUAGAGAGUAACCAUAAAGGAAUAAUAGAUCUUAUUUUACAAAAAGCUAUAUACUUUGAAGGAGAUUAUGGUGAAGUGAAUAGAGAAGAUGAAAUUCCAUCAAAUAUGAGAUCAGAGGCACAAGAUGCUAAACAACAAUUAAUUGAACACUUAAGUAAUGUUGACGAUAAGGUAGCAGAAAUGUAUUUAAAUGAAAUACCAAUUAAGGAAGAAGAUAUUAAAAAGGCUAUCAGUAGAUGUUGUUUACAAAGGACUUUUACACCUGUUCUACUUGGGUCUGCAUUAAAGAAUAAGGGUGUUCAACCACUAUUGGAUGCAGUACUGGAAUAUUUACCAAAUCCUGGUGAAGUUCAAAACUAUGCACUUAAAGAGAAUGAGAAAGAGACUAUUAAAGUACCUUUAAGUCCUGAAAGAAGCGAUAAUCAUCCAUUUCUUGGGUUAGCAUUUAAAUUAGAAGCUGGCAAAUUUGGACAACUAACAUAUUUCCGUUGUUAUCAAGGAAUGUUGAAAAAAGCAGACAAUAUAUACAAUACAAGAACAAGGAAAAAGGUUCGUGUGCAAAGGUUAGUACGACUUCACUCGAAUCAAAUGGAAGAUGUAACCGAAGUUUAUGCCGGAGACAUUUUUGCUGUGUUUGGUAUAGACUGCGCGUCAGGCGAUACAUUUGUCAAUAUUCCUAAUUCAGACCUAUCAAUGGAAUCUAUUUAUGUACCUGAUCCUGUAGUAUCAAUGUCCAUUCAACCAAAACAUUCAAAAGAUAGAGAAACAUUCUCAAAAGGUAUCGCACGAUUCACUAAAGAAGAUCCGACAUUCAGAUUACACUAUGACACAGACAACAAGGAAACUAUCGUUUCUGGCAUGGGAGAAUUACAUUUAGAAAUUUACGGGCAAAGACUGGAACGGGAAUACAAUUGCCCUAUUAUUCUUGGAAAACCGAAGGUCUCCUUUCGCGAAACAUUGCGUGAGCCUUGCGAAUUCGAUUAUCUUCAUAAGAAACAGUCGGGAGGAGCUGGCCAGUUUGGCCGAGUAAUUGGUGUUCUAGAGCCUCUUCCACCGCACCAGAAUACUAGCGUGUUGUUCAAGGAUGAAACGGUAGGAAUGAAUGUUCCUAAACAAUUCGUUCCGAGUAUAGAAAGAGGGUUCAGAUUCAUGUGCGAAAAGGGACCUCUCAUUGGAAACAGACUAGCGGGCGUUAAAUUCAGAUUACUUGACGGUAUGAACCACUGUGUCGAUUCUUCGGACCUAGCAUUCUUUCUAGCAGCGCAAGGUGCAAUGCGAGAAAUGUACGAAAAGGCAUCGUGGCAAAUUUUAGAACCGAUUAUGACUGUAGACGUGACUGCUCCAAUGGAGUUUCAAGGCGUAAUCUUAACCCACAUGACAAGACGAAACGGUAUCAUAUCUAGUAUGGAUGCUUCCGAUGGAUGGUUUGUUUUAACCGCAGAAGUUCCGUUGAAUGAGAUGUUCGGUUAUGUCGGAACCCUAAGAUCUUCCACCCAAGGGAAAGGAGAGUACACUAUGGAAUACGCAAGAUACAGUCCCUGUACGCCAGCCAUAGAAGAACGAUUGAUAAAAGACUAUCAAAUGUCUCAAAAUACAGAUACCAAUGUACAGAAAAAAAGAAAUUAAGGAAAAUACACGUUCGCGAUACAGUAGGAGUUAAUACAACUUUGUAUGAUACAUGAUGUAUAUGAAUAGAAAUAACCGAAUGUAAGUUGAAAAUAUAGGUACGAUUGUGAUACACGUUAAAAAACGCAAUAUAAAUUAAAUUCAUUUUGAUCCGGAGCUGGAUCUCCGUUCAUUAAGAAAG
Dufourea novaeangliae is the source of this 2636-nucleotide messenger RNA. RefSeq names its product elongation factor G, mitochondrial (gene mEFG1). The record is from RefSeq and is a predicted model, not a curated record. Gene Ontology annotation, cellular component: mitochondrion. The transcript is spliced from 9 exons. The coding region runs from base 215 to 2455 and encodes 746 amino acids. Gene Ontology annotation, biological process: mitochondrial translational elongation. Gene Ontology annotation, molecular function: GTPase activity; translation elongation factor activity; GTP binding. Lineage: Eukaryota; Metazoa; Arthropoda; Insecta; Hymenoptera; Halictidae.